UUUUUCUUUUUUUUGACUCAUGUUGUGUUGUCAGACAGAGACACAGAAGGAGAAAACGUGGACCGUGUGCUUAACCUACUUUACCUCUACUAACCGCGUUGACAGUCAGUCGGCGUUAGUUAGCUCGUUAACACGUAGCCGAAGCGAUAUAGGUUGAAACAUGACGGAACAGUCCUCGUUGUUACUACGUAAACAAUUAGCAGAGCUCAACAAGAACCCGGUGGAAGGCUUUUCUGCGGGGCUAGUGGACGACGAUGACAUCUAUCAGUGGGAAGUGGUCGUCAUUGGACCUCAGGACACGUUAUUUGAAGGAGGUUUUUUCAAAGCCACCCUAACGUUUCCCCGGGACUAUCCUCUGAGGCCUCCCAAGAUGAAGUUUAUCACAGAAAUCUGGCAUCCAAAUGUGGCGAAAAACGGCGAUGUUUGCAUCUCCAUCCUGCACGAACCCGGUGAGGACAAGUACGGCUACGAGAAGCCCGAGGAGCGCUGGCUACCGAUCCACACGGUGGAAACCAUCAUGAUCAGCGUUAUCUCCAUGCUAGCAGACCCCAACGGAGACUCUCCUGCCAACGUGGACGCGGCGAAAGAGUGGAGGGAAGAUCCCACAGGAGUCUUUAAGAAGAAGGUGGCACGCUGUGUACGGAGGAGUCAGGAAAUGGCUUUUGACUAAGGAAGGCCUCGCUUCUGACAUCACCACAGUUGGAGCCACACAGCGGACCGGGCAGCCGGUUCCGCUGGAGCCAGCUGGAGGACAGUUGGCAGAACUGGUCAGCGAUGAAGAAACACAGGAAAAUGUUUAAAAAUGAAUAUUUUCAUACCGUUGGCUGUGUUUCUGUGCAGCUAAUUAUUUCUCUAUUAGUUUUUUUUUUCUCUCUUGCAGUUUGACAGAUGUUGUUUAUAUUUAUGAAUAUUGCAGAAUGGCAUUCAUGCUGCCAAGGCUACAAUUUUCCAUCAUACCAUUACUCAAAACACUGGGCAAUCAACAUUUCAAUUAUACAGCCUAUUACUUCUUCUGUGUUGUGUAUAUACCCACCAGAUUCUUGGGAGAAAAAAAAUCUCCUCUUGAUAAACGCACCGUUUUUCUAAAGUUAGUUUACUUCCUAUUUACCUAUUUAUUUAGAGUGAAGCUAUUUUAUGAUGCACAUUGUGUGGGUUUUUUUUUCUCUCUCUUCUUAUUUUCAGCCUGCCACACUGAGCCAUUCAGAUACGCUCGUAUCACUAAUUAUGCAAUUUUGUCAUUAAAGUGAUGGAAAUACAGACUUAAUUUCCUUCCCCUGUACAUCCUAAGUGCUCUUCUUCCCUCAAGUGAGAAACUAAUAACUCAGCACUGCCUUAACUUUGAGUGCCAGGAAAGGAAAUUUGUCUUCAGUCAGGACUGCGUCUGAAAGCUUGUUUUUAAUCCAGAAAAACACAAAAAACUGGGGACAAACCAAAGCAAACACCAAAAAAAAAAACAAAGAAGUGUUUUUACUGAACACAUGUUUUACCUUUGUAAAUAUGAACUGUAUGUCCUUGUCAUUGCACAUGUAGGAAAACAAUAAGCAUUCUCCUGUUUGUGUGGCGGAGGAGGACGUCGUCGACACCACCCACACGAGGCUCUGUGUAGUAGCAUUGUUUUUAAACAGGUAUGCAGUUGUAUUGACUUGAGGUAAAUGGAUGUUAGACGGUGAAAACAAGUAAUAAAGCUCAGUGUGGACACGGUUGAGUAA
Messenger RNA from Stegastes partitus (bicolor damselfish), 1709 nucleotides. RefSeq names its product ubiquitin-conjugating enzyme E2G 1b (UBC7 homolog, yeast) (gene ube2g1b). The coding region runs from base 161 to 670 and encodes 169 amino acids. NCBI's taxonomy places the organism in Eukaryota, Metazoa, Chordata, Actinopteri, Pomacentridae. The transcript has 6 exons. The record is from RefSeq and is a predicted model, not a curated record.